CCAUUCAAAAUCACCACAAAGGAGAGGCGUGGUAGUUCCAGAAACAAACCUAUCGUCACUCUUGACGGACAACAAAAAAAAAGGAUUAUCGAUUGAAUGUGAAAUUUGUUCAAUAUAAUUGUCCGUCACCGCACAACUUUGUCUAAUAAAGAAGCUCUCAAAACCUAAGAUGAAAUUGCAAUUGCUGAUUUUGGCGGUGGUUUCCGUAUCAACAUGGGUUAAUGGAGCCGUCAGCAACGGAGGAUGCAUUGUCUCCAAAGCGGAGUGCACUUCCGUGUUUUCUGGCUUCCCACAUGUGGAGACUAAUCUCAGAACGUACACCAAGCAGAUGUUGGACAAGUCAUUCGAUUUUCUGCUGCUCUCCUCCGUUUUCGACCACUACAAAAUGGAUCGGCCAGGAUUUGAGAAAAUGUACCGCAAAAUCUCCGACAAAGCCUGGGAGGACACAAUCGAUCUGAUUAAGUAUCAAAGCAAGCGUGGUGCUUCGGUUACGCUGGAUAAUGCAACUCGCAAACACGAUGUUUCGAAACUGUUGAAAAACAGUGAACUGUCCUCGCUCAAAAUGGCACUGGACUAUGAGAAGACCCUAGCCCGGGAGGCUCAUUUGAUUCACAAACAGAUUUCGCAUGCCGACAACAAGGAACACUACGAUCCCGAUGUGGCUCACUAUUUGGACGAGAAGCUGAUUGAGUAUCAAAGCGGAGUUAUCCGUCAACUGGCAGGCCAUAUUACGGACUUGAACGAUAUGGUCAAAGAGAAGAGUACCGAAGAUUUGGCCAUUCAGAUGUUUGAUGAAUAUCUUGAAAAAUCGAAAUGAAUUAGUCCAUGGUUUACAUAGGCUUGCAUCGUACUCAAAAUGGUGCGAUCGCUACAAAAAUGUUACAAAAUAACUGUAGUUUAGUGAUAUUGUGAUUUUUUCCGAUUAAUGGGAAUAUAAAUUUACGUUCCAUGUAAAACAAUUUAUUUACAGCGAAACAUUGUUUCGAAUUUCAAGGCUAUCUAAUAAACAAUUGGAAAUACA
Messenger RNA from Toxorhynchites rutilus septentrionalis, 1021 nucleotides. RefSeq names its product soma ferritin-like. The coding region runs from base 170 to 817 and encodes 215 amino acids. Lineage: Eukaryota; Metazoa; Arthropoda; Insecta; Diptera; Culicidae. The record is from RefSeq and is a predicted model, not a curated record. Gene Ontology annotation, cellular component: cytoplasm. The transcript is spliced from 3 exons. Gene Ontology annotation, molecular function: ferric iron binding; ferrous iron binding. Gene Ontology annotation, biological process: intracellular iron ion homeostasis; iron ion transport.